ACAAACUGUGAAAACAUGACAACUAGACUUUAUCCUACCCUUUUGCUCUUCUUUUUGCUCUCCUGUAUUUUUAGCUACGUUGCUGCAACCAACUACAAUUAUGGCAAAGGACCUCUGCCAUCCAAGUUCACCAAAGGAAAACAGUGGCCUGCUCAUGGAGAGCAACUGGAGUGCAGACCUAUCCAGCUACACAUUGCCAGAGGGUCCAAACGAUAUAAAGACCUCGUGGUUUACUCCAGUCAAGCUACAUAUCUUCAUUUUGCCAGCAGUGACUGUCGGAUAAUGUCAUCUAGGCUCCACACUCGUCUUUCCUCUUUAGCACAAGAUUACUAUUGGAGAUAUCACAUCAAACUCCUUGUACUGAAAGCCUGGACACCUUAUCCUGACUAUAGUCUUGAUAAUACCUCUCUUCAUUAUGAAGGAAGAAGUGUCAGAAUUCACGUUACAAGCCGUAAUGUGACGAGAUUACUCAAAAUGGCUGUCAGUGCUGGCUUUGAUUGGGUUAUGUAUGAUAAAAAAGGAUACGCAAGAAUGAGUGUUAUUCCAGAUGCUUGUGAUACUAAUCUUGAUGUUGUUUUUGUAUUGGAUCAGUCCGGCAGUAUAGGCUACUAUAAUCAUCAACUUGCCCUUAAUUUUCUAAGCAAAGUUGUGGAAUUCUUUAAGAUUGGUGCUAAUAAAACCCAAGUUGGCCUAAUAACUUAUUCAACACAUGCUUAUGUACAGUUUGACCUGAAUGAUUAUCAUUCAAAGAGCACUAUACUCAACAGAAUAUCAAGAAUCUAUUACACUGGUGGCUGGACUGCCACAGCACUCGGUUUAUUUCAAGCUGGUGUCAUUCUAAAUCCUCAACAGAUGAGAGGAGCUAGACCCAUCUCUCAAGGUGUACCUCGUGUUGUCAUUUUGCUCACUGAUGGUCGUUCUAAUCGUGUACCUAUUGAUGAAGUAGCACCAUCGCUUCAUGAUUUCGGUAUACAGGUCUACACUGUUGGAGUUGGUAACAUAUACCUUCCCGAGUUAAAAUUUAUUGCAUCAGAUCCUGACCCGUAUCACAUUUUCCUGUUGGAUUCAUUCAGCGAUGCAUCUGGUUUUGUGGAUUUUCUGAGCUCAACUACUUGUGAUACUCCUGCUGUAGUAGAACCUGGAGAGAAUACCACCACAGAAGUCCCAGAGGACGGCUUCCGUUUCUUCCAAACUGAGUGCAAUGCCUUCUCUGUGUCUGUUGUUGUAGAGCAGAUUGACUUGUAUGGCAAAUGUCAUCUUUAUGCUUCCACUUCUAAACCGAACCCUGGUCCACUUGAUAACAGCAGUGUGGUAGUGAGAAAUGAAGACCUGACGUCUGAUAGAAGAUUUGUAAUCGUUAAAGGUGUUAAGAAAUUCAUUUACAUAUCAAUACGAGGCAUUAGAGUUAAGAAUAUGUUUACUGUAAUCAUUUGGGACAUGCUGUUUAACCAAGAGGUGUAUAGCAUAAAUGUUCCUGAAGGAAUUCCAAAUCAACACAUUUUUAAUCUUACAAGUGAAAUUUCGGUCACCACUGAAAGUUACUACUUUCGGAUCAAAAAUGGAAAUGAUAACGAUGAUUUCAUGCUUAACAACAUUACUGGCCUCCUUUUUGUUCGUAACCCGCUGAGCAUAGCGAGACAACAAUAUUAUCAUCUCGUAAUAAUAGCUGAAAACAGGAAUGCAUCCUGUCACAGAGGGAAAGUUACUAUUAAGAUUAACGUUAUCCCUGAUGAGCUGGAGUUUGGGAACUUACAGCCGGUUAGUAUACCUGAAAACGCCACUGGUAUUGUUACCCGUGUAACAGCUAAUGGGAACAGUAGCUCAAUCACGUACUCAAUAACUGGAGGUAAUACAGGGAACUCGUUUGUGAUCGAUGCAAAUACUGGUGAUAUUAGUGUAGCUAAUAACAGUGUCCUGGAUCAUGAAACUGUUCCUCUGUAUCAACUGAAUGUACAAGCUAGAUCUAGUCUUGGAGCUACAGCUACUGCAACUCAAAUUAUUAAUAUCCUUGACAUCAACGAAGCACCUGUUUUUACAAAUUCGUGCGCACUUGCUAACGAAUGUCGAUUUUUUGUACUUGAGAAUGUGACAUUAUCUGGUUUGGUUGGAUAUCUAGUAGCUACAGAUCCUGAUUUAGCUACUGUGCCCAAUGGUCAAUUGAACUAUACCCUGGUGGCUUCUGAAACAGUUCCUUUUACAAUAGACAACUCAGGACGCAUUACAUUAAAUGGUACUUUGGAUAGGGAGACCAGGGACUUGUAUCAAUUCACUGUCAUUGUAAUGGAUAAUGGCUCUCCUAGUUUAUCAAUAAGAACAACAGCAACUGUUAGAGUUCUUGACGUCAAUGACAAUGCUCCAGAAUUUGUUCAAGGUCGGACAUUUCUAAGCAUUCCCGAAGACACACCAAUAGGACGACCCAUAGAGCAGUACAUAGUGGUUGAUGAUGACAUUGGCAUUAAUUCUCUGAUUAGUUAUAGAUUAGAAUCUUCCCUUCCUUCAAUUCCAUUUUCCAUCAACAAUAAUGCAUUGCUCACUGUUUCAGGCCCUCUUGAUGCCGAUGAGGGUAUAACAUUAUAUAACUUUACCAUUUUUGCUAGUAAUUUUGAUGGCCUUGGCACUAGUUUCAAUGUCUCUGUGGAAAUAACUGAUGUUAAUGACAAUGCUCCGCAAUUUCCUAUUUCUCCAAUUAGAGCAAAUGUAACUGAGCAUGUUGAUGUUGGUACUAGUGUUGUUCAGGUUGUAGCUACUGACAUUGAUUCUGGUAGUAAUGCAGAGAUAUCCUAUAGCAUUAUACUUGGCAAUCUUAAUGGUGCGUUUGCCAUUAACAAUAAAACAGGACUAAUAACAGUCAAUGCUGAUAUUGACAGAGAAUUAGUUAAUGAGUUCACAUUGACAGUACAAGCAGAGGACUUAGGUGAACCUUCUCGGUUGAGGAACACUACAGCAGUGAUCAUUACAGUUAAUGACAUUAAUGAUAAUCCUCCCGUUUUUAUGCCUAGCACAAUAAAUUUGACUUUUCCUGAGAAUCAAGCUUUAGGUUCACUAAACAUUACUAUUAGUGCUACUGAUAAUGACGAGCCUGGCAAUCCUAAUUCUAUCAUCACGUACUCUAUUACCUCUGGCAAUGAUGGCAAUAGUUUUUCUAUUAAUUCUGCAACUGGUUUACUCUCGUUAGUGUCCUCUCUAGAUUUUGAAGUAAGAAAUAAUUACUCCCUAGUAGUCGAAGGAAGAGACAAUGGUGAUCCAACAAUGACUGGUACAGCUCUUGUUAAUGUUGCAGUGACAAAUGUCAACGAUCAUCCUCCAGUCAUUACCCGUGAUGUUGAAAUCACUGUCCCAGAAAACACUCCCAUUAACAGCAGCCUUGCUCAGUUCAAUGCAACUGAUCUCGACCAAAUGACUGUUCAUUUUUGCUUUGCCGAUGGUAGCAAUUCAAACGGUCUGUUUGCUAUUGACUCUAAGACUGGUGUAGUUACAUUAGUUUCUUCACUUGACUUUGAGACAGCAAGAGUUCAUGUGCUGGUUAUUAAGGCUAACGAUUCCAUUCACACAGACAAUGCUACAUUAACUGUUAACGUCCUUGAUGUUAAUGAAUUCGCACCUCAAUUUGUGGGCCCAGUUUCCUUUGAAGUUGGUGAAGCAAAUUCUACUGGUGAUGUGGUUGGAAAAGUAAUGGCUACUGAUAGAGACGGUAGUGACACUGUCAUGUAUUUCUUAGAGUCUAACUCUAUCUCUGGAUUGUUCUCACUGGAUUCAUCAACAGGCAUAAUAACAACGCGUUCUCCACUUGAUCGUGAAGGGCUUGUUGAAGAGGGUCACUUUCUUCCUCCUGAUUCAAGUGAAAGCGUUACAGUACUUGCUGUUGAUAGCGGUACUCGUCCUGGCCCUCUUCGCACUGAACAGAACAUUACUAUCAGGCUGUUGGAUAUCAAUGACAAUAGUCCUGUUUUCAAUCCUUCAUCAUACACAACAACGAUACCUGAAAACGUAAAUGAAAUCACUGCUUUAUUUAACGUUUCGGCAACUGAUGCUGAUUUAGGAAAUAAUUCUGUUAUUCGUUAUUCUCUCUCAGUUUCGGACGAUUUUUCUAUUGAUCCAGUGACUGGGACUGUGUUUGCUACUAGUCCAUUUGACCGUGAAGAUGUCAACUUAUUCAAUUUUAUGAUUAUAGCUACUGACCAAGGGAACCCAUCUCUCUCAGGUAGUGCUUCUGCUACAGUAAGAGUGACAGAUGUCAACGACAAUCCUCCUCAGUUUUCUACAAAUUUUGACUACGAACGUGAAGUAGCUGAAGAUACACAAGUUGGUGCUGUUUUAACACAAAUUAUAGUUGUCGACGAUGAUCAAGGACUUAAUGCUAUGGUCACAAUCACUAGUAGAGAGGGAGACAAUAACUGUUCAACAUCUUCUGAGUGUUUCUUCAGAAUUAACAAUAAUGGGAUUGUUCAACUCGUACGUCAGUUGGAUUAUGAAACCCAGCAACAGCACAAUGUGACUUUGAUUGCCGUUGAUUCUGGCUCUCCAAGUCUUUCCUCAACACAGCUACUUAUUUUCAAUGUAAUCAAUGUCGAUGAAGCUGAACCAGAAUUCUUAGGACCCUGUGAUUCUUCAGUAUUGGAAGACUCUCCUAGUGGAACUAUAGUCACAUCUUGUCCAGCUAGGGACUUUGAUGAGGUUACAGGUGAGUUUACAGAUGAUAUAAGGUAUUCCAUUAUAAGAGGAAACGAGGAGCUUAUAUUUUCCAUCGAUGAGGAUGGUAAUAUCACUACCGACACUGAGCUAGAUAAAGAGUCUAGGGACCAGUAUACUAUAACCAUUCAAGCUGCUGAUAGUGGUAAUUUAAGGACAACAAUGGAUGUUGUUAUCACUGUACUUGAUGUGAAUGACCAUAGUCCAGAAUUAGCUGGCCCUUAUGAAGUAUUGAUUACGGAUUCCGACAUAAAUAAUUAUAGAUCGUUUGUUGUUAAUGUGUCGGCCACAGACAGGGAUAUUGGUAAUAAUGCUGCUAUUGUAUAUUCUAUUACUGAUACUGAGAUUGAGGAUCAGUUUGCCAUCCUAACAAUCAAUGCCACUGAUAGGGGAAGCCCUGUUGCACUAUCUGACAGCACUUCUGUAAAUGUCACUUUCGAAUCCUCUUGCUUGGCACAAGACUAUCAGAUUGAUUCUGUUACAGGUGUCAUUAGUGGGCAAUUCCUUUGUCGUAUUUCAAUUUCUCCUCCGUUGGUACAAGUUUCUAUUAAUGAAACUAUUACACUUCACUGUGAUGUAUUUAGAAAUGCUGAUGUGUCAGUGCAGUUGCUUAGAAAUGGCAGUGAAAUUGGUUCUGCUACAUUAUUGGGCAGUGGUGAUUCUAGAGCUACAUUCACAAGAGAAUAUGCUACUCUUUCUGAUGCUGGAAUAUAUAAUUGUAAAGCUACUUCAUUCACUACUUUGCAGACAUUUCCUGGGAGCAAUGUUCAGAUACAUGUUCCAGCAAGAAUAACUGUACCUCCUAGUGAUGUAACGGCUAACAUUGGACAAGCAUUUGUUCGAUUUAUCUGUCAAGCUGAAGGAAUACCAAACCCAACUUUUUCUUGGAGAAGAGAGUCUGAGGUUGUAGAAGCAAGUGGUCGUAUCAGUUUAUCGGGCAAUCAGUUGGUGAUUGCUCAAGUUGAUUUGUUGGACUCUGGUACCUAUACUUGUAUAGCCAGUAAUCCUGCUGGAUCAGACAGUGCUUCUGCUGAGCUUAACGUUUUUGGAGCACUGAACUUGCUUGUUGCUCAAGUUGUUGCCUUGUCAAACCCUGAUCCUGUUCAGAACUGUAAUAGUUUUGAUGCUCAAAAGUUUGAGAAAAUGAUGACCCAAAUUACAAAUCACAAAACAAUGGUUACUCAAAGUGAUGGUUCUACAUUAUGUCAGUCUGAUUUAUGUCAUCCUAAUCCAUGUGUUAAUGGUACAUGCAACGUAACUAGUGAUGGCUAUCAAUGUACUUGUACCCCUGGGUUUAUUGGAACUAAUUGUGAUACGGAUAAAAAUGAAUGUGAAGAUCCUGCUCUUUGUCGAAAUGGUGGCACAUGUGAAAAUGUACCUGGUGGAUUUAUGUGUCACUGUGCUGAUGGUUAUUUUGGUGAAAUGUGUCUUUAUAAUCAUGGUAAAUGUGAUUGUCCCCCUGGAACAACUUGUGUCAGUACUGAUGCUGGUUCAACGUGUGUAGUAAAACAAUCAGGGGAUAACUUAAUAAUUGAUGACCCAACUGUUACUAAUAUUGUAUCACUUGAGAACACUGUCAAUACACUAUUGGAAGAUCCACCAAGCUCAUCAGAAAAAAGACGAAAAAGAGAGGGCUUUGUAACAGUAUGCAGUGGAUAUUUUGUACGUCUUUCCAGUUCGUCCAAUACAUAUAUGCUGGUAUGGGAAUGUCCUGAUGAAUCUCAGCCUCCAGAUAGUGCAAAAAUGACGGAAAUAUGUCAAACACUUGUUCGUUUGCAAUUAGUGAAAGUGUGUCAUCCUCCAGAAGGAUCACCUAUAUCUUUAAGAGAUGUACCACCAUCUGAUGUCGAUGUUACACUUGUUCUUUUUGACUCUAAUGGACGUUUAAUGAGUUCAGACGAUGCAAUGAAGAUUUUGAACAAUGAUGAUGUUGUUAAUAAAAUGAGGGAAAGCGGUUAUAAUAUAUCUGGCUUUCGCCAAGUAUCUCCAACAAUUUCAGGAGUUGGAGCAUCUUCAUCAAAUAAAGUCGCUGAAACUGUUGGUAUUGUAACAGCAAUUGCCCUGGUCAUGAUCGUUGCUGUAAUAAUAAUUGCUGCUCUUAUUGUUCGUUACAAAAAGAAAAACAAGCGAAUUAGAGUUCCAAUGAUGGAGCUAGAUGAGAAGGUGGUAAGUCGUGAUGAUGAUGAUCGUUACGGUCCUGGUCUGAGCAUAAACCUGCCCAUCAAUGAUACAAGUAUUACAUCAGAUAAAGUAGCAUCCAGUCCACUCUCAAGUCCUACUAAUCCAUAUGCACUCUUUGAUGAUCCAAUUUACUCCACAAAACCAGCCCGUCGUAAUAAGUCUGUUAAGAAAUCUACCCUUGAAAGAGCCAAGCAACACCAGAUGGGCAAAUCCAGUUCUCUUGAGAAACUACUUGACGAGGAAGAUGAUAGUCCAGUUAUUACUAAGUCAUUGGAAGAUGGAGAUGAACCCAUAUAUGGAAAUAUGAAUUUUGAGUGCCACGGAAAUGCUGGAGAGCGCUGGCAAAACUACUGGAAAACUGAAACAAUUAUAAGAGGAACUACACCGCCUAUGUAAAGCAAAUUACCCAUAAUAUGCACAAAUUUUUGUCUUAAUCAUGCAAUAUAAUUUAUAGUUAUUACAGUAUUUUACUAAAAUUUUUAGUACAUGAUCAAUAUAGUUAUUGUUUCUUUGUGUCUUUAAUUCUGUACAAAUAUUCGUAUAAGUUGGUUUUCAACAGCAGGAAA
Amphimedon queenslandica is the source of this 7436-nucleotide messenger RNA. Its product is annotated as protocadherin Fat 4. Gene Ontology annotation, cellular component: plasma membrane. The coding region runs from base 16 to 7266 and encodes 2416 amino acids. The transcript is spliced from 15 exons. Lineage: Eukaryota; Metazoa; Porifera; Demospongiae; Haplosclerida; Niphatidae. Gene Ontology annotation, molecular function: calcium ion binding. The record is from RefSeq and is a predicted model, not a curated record. Gene Ontology annotation, biological process: cell-cell signaling; homophilic cell-cell adhesion.